AUGACAUCCCCUGACUCAAUCUACAACCUGGUCAAUAGACUGAAGCAGACGACAAACCACUCGGACCACGCCAUUGUUAGUUCCGGGUUGCUGGCGGGGUCAUACAAUCAGGCGGAAACAGGAUAUGAGAGCGGUCUGCAAGUCAACGCCAUUUCGCCAGCGCUGCUUUCGACACACCUCCUGCCUCUGCUACUCGCCUCUCCUUUGGUGCAGAAGGCCUCGGUCGCCGAAAAACCGCAUCCAACUUUGGUCAGCCCCGGCGCGGCUUGGCUUGCUAUUCGUUCUACCAUAGAACCAUCCUCAAUUCAGCAGUCCCUCUUCGUGACCUUUUGCCCCGGUGCAGUGAACUCGGACCUCUCACGUCACUCAGCCAACAGCGGAGUCGUCGGAAUGAUGGCAAAGAUCGUCAACAACACCGAUGCGCGGACGGCGGAGCAGGGGCAAAAAUCUAGAUUUCAAGCCUUGGGCUGGGUGAGGAAGGUCGCGGUCAGAUGUGGACGGACGAUCACGUCUCCAAAGAUCACAAUGCCUUUCUUUCUACUCCGGAAGGCAAAAAGUUAG
Molecule: messenger RNA, 561 nt
Organism: Colletotrichum gloeosporioides
Lineage: Eukaryota; Fungi; Ascomycota; Sordariomycetes; Glomerellales; Glomerellaceae
Exons: 2
Coding region: 1-561 (186 amino acids)
Source: RefSeq, a predicted model, not a curated record